This is a messenger RNA of Bradysia coprophila, 2063 nucleotides long. RefSeq lists its product as uncharacterized. Lineage: Eukaryota; Metazoa; Arthropoda; Insecta; Diptera; Sciaridae. The record is from RefSeq and is a predicted model, not a curated record.
AUUACCUCCGCAGCACCCAAUGCAACAUACUAUUUUAUCAAUAUACAACCGAUUAGGCCGCAAAUUUUUCGCAUCAGUUACCGAUUAAGUCUAACCGUGUCAGCCCCGUGCUGGAAACCUCUCCUACUCCAAAAAAGGGUUUCAGAAUGCGUUAGAAAAUGGACUAUUUCCAUACAUUUACAAUACAAAAGUAGUAUGAUGUUACUUCCUUUACUAGAUUUCACAGAUAUUUGUUUAAGAUCUACGAUUCAGCAACAAUAUACGUUAGUUACUGCGAUGAUGCUAUUUAUGAGUACAUUGUUUCUUCUUACGGGAGCUAAUGGUAACGAAGUGGUUCCGCGAGACAAGGAAAUUAUUCAUAGAAUUGAAUGUCCUGACAAGGGAAUGAUGAGCGGGAUAAAUUAUUGGGGAAUGGUUAGUCUUGGGCAAGUAGAGUUUAUAUGCAAUUCCUCUAAAGGUCAGAUUACAAUUGGACCGUACGGUGUUGGUGAUGAAAGUAAUAGUAAUGGAAUUUCCGGCUCUCUGCUUUGUCCAGAACAACAUUGUAUUAGUUCCUUUUAUGGUAGUAUAACUACAAAUCUAAAUCGUCUUGGAAUUCGAUGCAGACAUGAAGAUGAUAUAGAUAGCGCGGGAACUGUGCUUGGAGAAUUCGGACUGGACAUUGGAACUAAUUUCGACUAUCUGUCACAGUCACUUGGUGCCAGGCUAAUGUCUGUAAUUGUUCAAACAAGGAAUAUGACAAUAAGUGUAUUUAAAAGUGUAUACAGCAAUAAGACAACGCUUUUCAAAUCAAAUGAUUUCGACAAUCAACCUACUUCAAUACAUGGAGUCUUUGACUACAAGUGUACAAAGACAGAUUAUGUCGAAUGUCCGGAUGAAGGUGCCAUAACUGCAAUAAACUACACAUACUCUAUACUCGAAGAAGGAGAUCGUUUGAAUUCAAUUACGUUUAUAUGUAGCUCGUCACACGGGUUGACGAAUUACGGACCGUACGGAACAACCGGUGACUUUUCUGUUGAAGCGAAAUGUGAAGACAAUCACCAUAUCAGUUACAUAAGAGGUAGAGCUGGUGAAUUUAUUAAUAAAAUUGAUAUCGUCUGUAUUAAAUCUGGCGAGGCCUUACCAACAGGCAAAGUAGAUAUGUCAACUACAGUUGGCAACAAAAAUUGUGAACCACCGUUUCGUACCGUUGUAGAUCAACAUUUUUCUAACGAUUCAAUUAAAACAAUAACUGCUAAUGAUUUUGAUGACGAAUGUUACGCAACGAAUGGGAAAAGACCAUUAAAAAUGAAAGUUUGUACUAAAACACACGUGAACGCAAUACAAAUAAUUUAUGAUGCAGUACCAGUAGCAUUCAAUUGCAAACCAAAUCACAUUGAACUGAAGGACUCUGUGAGUCCAAGAAAUGUCGGCUUCGAUGUGUUAGGCUAUGUAGUUGGGUCGACAUGUUCCUCUUUAGAACAAAAACUUUGUUUAUCCGUUGAAGAUAGUAAUAUUCGCUCUGACUCAGCAAGCACCUUUAUUUCAAACUCGCACACAAACGACCAUGUGCUCGAAAUAGGCCCCACUGGUGGAAAAUGGAAAGGAGUUGGUGUUGAAGCUUCCGCACAUGGAGUAAUCAAUUUCGGAUAUUACAACAAUUCGAUGCUUACCAAAACUAACACAAGAUCAUCUGAAAUUGACAAAAUACAUAGUACAACAAUUAAGUAUCAAGGACCAAGUGCUUGUGUCUUAGUAGGAUUUAGGUCGAGAUAUGAAGUCGAUGACCGUAGCGCUAAGAUAUUGUAUCGAAACAUCUGUGAACGUGGUUCUGUCCCUCCAACUGAAGAGAUCUUACCCAUCUACAGUACUUUUUAUGGAAAUGUGCACUUCCGGGAUUUUCAUUUCAGUUUUGCUAACAAGAAAUGUACUACUAAUUUAAGACUAUGUAUUUCGAGAAUCAAAUUAGAUAGUUCUGUUUUUCAUCAAAAGAGACUCAGAGAAAAGCUCACAACUGAAGUCAAUAGAUGUUUCUCACUAAAUUAAAAUAUAUUUUUGAUGUAAAAUUAAAAUAUAACAAAUAU